ACAAGGCCGGAGACAUGAGCCAGCUGCGAGCCACAAAGCCCGGGCUCCUCGUGUGCGCGGCCGUAUGCGUCUGCGUUUUUCUUUAUUUACGGAACCCGACCCCUGAGGAAGCAGAGGAGGAACCCACCUAUCCGGCAGUAGUGGAAUGUGGCUUUUAUCCGGAUGAACUGUGUUCAGCUUUACUCGAAGGGAAAGGGGCCGCCCUCCAAAUCGCAAGAUUUUGUAAAAACCCUCAUGGUUCUCAAAUUCUUGCGCAUUUACGCACAUCAGGAAAUUGCUCUAGGAUUUCCCAGGAGUUGCGUUUCAUAACCAGACCCUUGUCUGCAGAAGAGGGCAAUUUCUCUCUGGCAUAUAUUAUAACAAUUCACAACGAGCUGGUGAUGUUUGCACAGCUUCUCAGAGCGAUUUAUGUGCCUCAAAACGUUUACUGUAUUCAUGUCGAUGAAAAGGCUCCGAAGAAGUACAAGACUGCGGUGCAAACCCUAGUGAACUGUUUUGAAAAUAUUUUUAUUUCAUCAAAGAGAGUAAGAGUGGCCCACACUGGCUUUUCAAGACUCCAGGCAGAUAUUAACUGUAUGAAAGACCUGGUCCGUUCCAAAUUCCAAUGGAACUACAUCAUUAACCUUCGCGGGCAGGAUUUUCCAAUCAAGACCAACAAAGAAAUCAUACAUUACAUCAGAAGCAAAUGGAAUGACAAAAACAUCACUCCUGGAGUAGUCCAACCACCGAACGUGAAAUCCCAGACAAGUGAAAGUCAUCCUGAAUCCACCCCUGAAGGAAAUAUCUACAUAUCUCCAAAUAAAAGAUUCAAGCACGAACCACCCCAUAAUUUAACAAUUUAUUUUGGAAGUGCUGACUACGUCCUGACCAGGAAGUUUGUAGAGUUUGUCCUGACUGACGCCCGCGCGAAGGACAUGCUUCGUUGGUCCAAAGACAUCCAGAGCCCGGAACGACAUUACUGGGUGACUCUAAACCGACUGAGAGAUGCCCCGGGAGCCACCCCAGACGCCGGCUGGGAAGGAGGUGUUCGCGCUGUGAAGUGGAGACACGAGGAGGGACGUGUUCAUGACGGAUGUAAAGGCCGCUACGUCCACGAGAACUGCGUGUAUGGCCUGGGAGACCUGCCGUGGAUCACUCGGUCGCCUUCUUUGUUUGCCAGCACAUUCGACUCGACAGACCCUCUGGUGGUGACAUGCCUGGAGCGGUGGCACCGGCUGCGGGUGCUGCGACAGGCAGAGGCCCCCGUGGAGCCACACUGGCGUUUCCCACAGGACAGUCACUUCAGCAGGAGACCGAGCGGCUGAGCGGGGAGCUGCCGAGUGUUUGCUUUCUUACUGCUACCGCCUGCUCCUGACUCGUAGUAAGAGAACUUCCAGCCAAAGAAGGAAGAAUGAGAAAUGAUGACUUGAUACAAGCUAGUUGUCAGAUGACUUUAGCAACACACUGUUGACAAGCCGUUCCUAUUAAUCGUAGGCCACUUCCCCAGCUUUGAGGAAGAAAUCACGAGAGGAAAGGUGACUCAAGGUACUGCUGGGGGCCCCAGACCCGCCAGAUGGUGGGCUGACUGCUCCCGUAAACAGUGGCUGCGACACUAGAUCCUGACUCAAGUCAGACAGGAACAUGUUAUCUCAGAGACCUGCUGUGGAUGAGGGUCUAAUGCAGAGUGAACCCACUGGAAACGAGACUUCGCUUGUCUCCAAUGGUGCUCUCUGGCUGCAAGCCAUGCACCUUCAUUCUGCUAAUCCUACAGAAACACAGAAGCGUCUACUUCCUUUGGGUAAAAUGAAACUAAUCGAGUUCAAACACACUUUCUUAAAAGGGCUGCCCUAUGUCUCUGGAGUCUCACGGAGCUAAUGGCACCAUCAACCCCGAUGGCUCCGUGCUACGUCUGAGCUGUCCCAUACUGAUGAACACAGCCAUGGCCACAACCACAGGGGGCUUCGGGGCAGCAGUGGGACUUUCCAGGACCACACGGCUAAGCAGGAGGAGCUGGGAUUUGGACCUGAGCAGGCAGCCUGGCUCCAGAGUCCAGCCUUACUCUAUGUGGAGUCAGACUCUCCCUGUGUUCAUUUGUAAAAACAAAAGUAAAUCGUAUGCAAAGAGAAUGUCUGAAACAUACCACUACAGAAUGUAUCUUUAAGGUGAUACAUGUAUCAGAUCUUGAGAUAAUUUCCCUUUUUGGGAGCAGAACCUUCUUGCUUCUAAUGCAGACUCUACUGUUCAAUUUUCCUACUGGUUUUCUCUAACACGUGAAAAAGUUCAAGGCUGCCUGUGCUGCGGGUUAUGUAGUUCCCUGAGGCUGAAUACUUCCAACGAUCCUAAUGAUGGCAAGAAAGCUAAAAUUGCCUGAAGAAGGUCAGAGCAUGAAAAAAAAAAAAUCAGCAUUCACAGACCCCUUCUGAAGAUACCCCUUUCUCUAACAUUCUCUCCUGUUUCCAUUCCAUCUCCCCACGAAAAGACAGCAGAAGAGCGGUGCCUGGCUGGCUUGGUCAGUGGAACAUGCCACUCUUGAUCUUGAGGUGGUGAGUUGAAUCCCUAUAUUAGGCUUACAGAUUACUUAAAAAAAACCCCAAAACCCAGCAUGAAUGUAAAUUUUUGUUUCACUUCUGACUUUAAAAUAUCUACACACCCUUCUCAAUGACUUCAAAGCCUAAAUAAAUGAAGUCAGUGGAAAGUCACACCUAACUCUCAAUCAGGGAUUUAGAUCACUCUAGCAUCAACAUCAGGGAUUCUCAAACGUUAUAGAGCACACAGAUCCUUAGGGCGGGGGCAUCUUGUUAAAAUGCAGGUUUUGAUUCCACGGGUCUGGAGAGGGACCCAGG
This is a messenger RNA of Mustela lutreola (European mink), 2822 nucleotides long. RefSeq names its product beta-1,3-galactosyl-O-glycosyl-glycoprotein beta-1,6-N-acetylglucosaminyltransferase 7-like. Lineage: Eukaryota; Metazoa; Chordata; Mammalia; Carnivora; Mustelidae. The coding region runs from base 15 to 1304 and encodes 429 amino acids. Gene Ontology annotation, cellular component: membrane. The transcript is spliced from 3 exons. Gene Ontology annotation, molecular function: acetylglucosaminyltransferase activity. The record is from RefSeq and is a predicted model, not a curated record.